This is a messenger RNA of Gloeophyllum trabeum ATCC 11539, 1131 nucleotides long. RefSeq lists its product as uncharacterized. Bases 1 to 1131 code for a protein of 376 amino acids. The record is from RefSeq and is a predicted model, not a curated record. NCBI's taxonomy places the organism in Eukaryota, Fungi, Basidiomycota, Agaricomycetes, Gloeophyllales, Gloeophyllaceae. The transcript has 15 exons.
AUGAAUUUGCGAAACCUCCCUGCCCACGAAAUUCCCGGCGUAAUAGCGGAGUUGGUCGAUACUCUGGAAUCCAAAAAAAAGGAACUUCAGGUAGAGAAUGAGUUGAACCAGUCUAGUCCCACCAUGGAGGUUGUCUUGGACAGAAGUGUAGCAAACGAGGUAAACUCUGAAGUCCAUUUAUGGCGCACCCGCUACGAGGAAGCUUCAAAUCAGCUGCGACUCGUGACCGAGGAGAUGGAGUCUGUUAGGGCCAUGGGGGAUGAGGAAACCCUUCAACUCAAUGCACCGAAUGCUAUCGUCCGAAAUAUGCAGCGCGAUAUGCGCGGCGCUACAGGAGCUAGAAAGAAGCUUGACCAAAAGUCAGGAGGGGAUGGAGGAGCUAAGACUGAGUUAGAGACCCUGCGUGCCGUAGCCAGGGCGGACCACGAACCUGCCGCCCGCCUCGCGGAAUCGUCGGAAGGAGCUCAUGAGAAGGCUAGGCUUGCAAACAGAGUAAUCAGUUUCUUGGAGGAAAAGGUAAUAGACAUGGAAAGGAACCUGGCGAGCGAACAGGAGGAACACUCCAGGACACAGCAGGAUCUCUCUCAGUGUCUGGAGGAGCGAGACAGCUUGCAAUCAAAGUUGCAAACCACUCAGGAUACAAUCCAAGCGCGGGACACUGCCGUUGCGGAACUGAAAGCCGAGGCGGAGAAAGCUCAAGGGCAACUAGCAACUGCACAGACGGAGACUUGUGCCGAGAAGGAUUUGAAGAGGAAGCUGAAUGAAGCCAAGGCAAAAAAUGAACUGUGCGAGGAAACUGUCAAGGGUCUGAGAGUUGACUUGGAUGAGAAACGAGGGGAGAGCGUUGCUUUCGUAGUCCAAAUAUCGUCUAUCCUCUGCGACAAGAAGGAGGAGUUGAGGAGGCUAAAGCUUGAAAGGAACCGGGACAAGGAAGAAGCAGAGGGAUUGAAGAAGCGAAUCCUCCAGGAACUGCUGGUUUAUCUGACAGCUGCUUUGCCUACAUUGAGACAAGUCGCGGGAUGCUACCCGGCAUGGAACGAAGUUCGUAUCGAUACUCAACAAAUUGAUGAGUGGGAACUGCGACGCGGCGCACUGUCACAAGAAUUGGCAAGCCAACCUUCUGCUGCUUGA